Fopius arisanus is the source of this 3250-nucleotide messenger RNA. It is a transcript of the gene retm, whose product is annotated as real-time. Gene Ontology annotation, cellular component: cytoplasm. The record is from RefSeq and is a predicted model, not a curated record. The transcript is spliced from 9 exons. NCBI's taxonomy places the organism in Eukaryota, Metazoa, Arthropoda, Insecta, Hymenoptera, Braconidae. The coding region runs from base 64 to 2154 and encodes 696 amino acids.
UCUUCCACCAACAAAGAGCCUUUGGCAAUUGGCACUCGUCCUGUGACGUCGGAGCCAGUGACAAUGCAGUUGGAGAAGAGACCAAGUGGAAAAAUGGUCCAGCAGUAUCAAUCACCUGUCAGGGUCUACAAGCACCCCUUCCCCCUGGUCAUGCUGGCAUACGAGAAGCGCUUUCCAACAUGUCCCCAAAUCCCGGUGUUCGUCGGUUGCGAGGUGACCCUGGACGAGGAAUCGCAGAACGGGGCAAUCCGCACAACAGAGCGUCGAUGUAAACUCAACGUCGAGGCCCCAUACAUCCUGAAGAAGAUAAUCGGUGUUGACUUUAUCUACUUCAUCCAGAAGAACAUCCUAGACCGAAGGAACUCAAUCCUAGAGAUCGAGGCAUGGAACGAGUCAUUCGCAGCAAGAGUUGCAGUUGUAGAAAAAUGCCGCUACUUCGUCCACCCUGAGAAUCCAGAAUGGACAUGCUUCGAGCAGACAGCAAGCCUCGACAUAAAGAAUUUUUUUGGCUUCGAGAAUGCCAUGGAGAAGCUAGCGAUGAAGCAGUACGCCCAGAACAUCGCCAAGGGUAAAGAGAUAAUCGAGUACUUCAUAAAUGAAUUGAAAAAAGAGGGUGUAACGUCGGUUGAUGCCUGGGUGGAGCCAGAGAAGGCGGUGAAGGGCCCUGAGAAGGGGCCAGACGACGAGGAGAUCAUCCUCGAGGAGAAAAUUGACACCGAUGCCAAAUUACCAAGCAGUAAAAUACAAUUGUCAUCUGAUUACAUCGAGAGAUACCUCGGAAAAUUGGAUCUCAUGCAGGAGAGUCGACUUGUUCAGCUCAGGAACAGCAUUCAGGAGCUCAGAGGUGCAUCUGUACCCAGUGAUGCAACACUGCUACGUUUUUUGAGGGCCAGAGAAUUUAUGGUUGAUAAAUCCAAGGAAAUGCUCACCCAGUCACUCCACUGGAGAAAGAAAUAUCAGAUUGAUCGACUCCUGGAGGAGUACGAGGCCCCCAAGGUCGUCAAGAAUUAUUUCCCUGGGGGCUGGCAUCACUGCGAUAAAGACGGCCGUCCCCUGUAUAUUCUUCGAUUAGGUCAAAUGGACGUCAAGGGCUUGCUCAAAUCGAUUGGAGAGGAUGAAUUAUUAUUACUGGCUUUACACAUUUGCGAGGAGGGGCUUUCGCUGAUGGAGGAAGCUACGACUGUCCUUGGACACCCAGUGUCACAGUGGUGUCUUCUCAUCGAUCUAGAGGGGCUCAAUAUGAGGCACUUGUGGAGACCUGGCAUCAAGGCACUUCUCAGGAUUAUCGAAAUCGUCGAGGCCAAUUACCCAGAGACGAUGGGUAGAGUUCUGAUUAUCAGAGCUCCUAGAUGUUUUCCCAUCCUCUGGACACUCAUCAGCACUUUUAUACAUGAAAAUACGAGGAAUAAAUUUAUUUUUUACUGUGGAACGGAUUAUCAGGAGCAGAACGACGGGGGCCUGACUGAUUACAUCGAUCCAGAGUAUAUCCCUGACUUCCUGGGGGGUCCAUCAGAGGAGAGUAUUUCUGUUGAACAACUGACAGUACCACCGAGAUAUUACAUUUACGAGUCACCAUGCAGCAGUACAUACGUCAACGAGGGAGGUGUUGUGCCAAAGAAUCUUUACCGUCUUGAGCUGGAGCCAUCGAAUGAGCAUGAGCACAGCCUCUAUCACUCGAUAAGUCUAUCCCACGGACAAGUCCACCAUGUAGCAAUCAAUACCAAUGAUCCAGGAGCUGUUCUCACCUGGGAUUUCGAUGUGAUGCGUCACAACGUCAUCUUCACGGUUCUCCAUGAGAAACCGGAGGCUGAUAUGUCACCUGGGGCUGCAUCUGGUGAACAAAACGAUCAGAUCGAUGGAAAUUUUAUGAAGGAGUGGCGGGAGGGAGUUGAUUGCAUCAAGGUGGAGUCCAGUGUUGUCUGUCAUGAUGGGGAGAGCAUCCAGGGUACUCACAUCAUUCAGGAACCCGGGACGUACAUACUCCAGUGGAAGAAUCCUGAUGAAGGGGAAUUUUUACCCUCCAUCAGUGCCCAUAAGGCACAGCUCAUGUAUUUUUAUGAGGUACUUCCCUCCGCUCAUUAUCGAGGAUCUAUGAUGAGUUUGCAGUCAGCUGUCAGUGGAAGAUCUGUUGCCAGCUCAUCCCUGUCCAGAUGAGAGGGAGGAAUUCACGAGGAGGUGGAGGACGCCGGCAUAUCCUCGGGGAAUUAAAUUUUUCCACCAGUUAUUUUCAUUCUUUCGGUUUAUUUUCGGUUUUUUUUUAUUAUUUGGAAUCACCAAUUAUCGGAAUUUAGAGAUGAAAAUUCGGGGACGUCCUCGCGAAUCGAUACGUAUCGCUGAUAUCAUGCAGGAAAUAUUCACGAGGCUAUUUGGACUCUAUAUCAUGGAGGAGAGACUAUUUUCGUACAACCGUUGGGCGAGGCGUGAAUAUUUGAGAGUGAUAAUGCUCCAUAAUUAAUGAAUAAUGUACAGGAUAUAUUUUGUGAUUGAGAUUAAUAUACGCGACUCUUCCAAUUGUGGGAAAUUGUAUAUAGGGGGUGGGGGGCGUUGAUUAUAGGUGAUAAUGAUUAGGUGGAGACAACGGAAACCUGACAACUUAGGCAACGACAAUAUUACAUUCGAAAUUAGGUCGUAAUUUUUCAAGGAUUAUUUUUACUGUUCGUUAAUGCAUUGAAACUCGAUCAAUUAAUUGUCAAAUUCGAAAAUAUUUAACUGUUUGUCAUUAGUCAAUACUAGAAUAACCAAAUGCGAGGAUAUUUUUGAAAAUAAUUAAAUCAGCGUAGGAAUUUAUCGUAUAGCGAUGUUUUUAGGGUACUGAGGGGUUUGAGAGUAGAAAUUUUCGUGAUUAAAUUGUAGAUCCAGGAGCGAAUUCGUAAGGUAUUGUCCAUGGUAAUUCGAUUAGGAAUUUUAUCCACUCGUUACUGUAUCUUGAUAGAUUACAAAAUUAGGGGAUUUUUAAUGUUUAUUCGAAUGUUUUUGUCGAUUUUAGUUUGUGACCCAGUGAAAAUUAUCUCGACGCAUUUUCUUUUUUAUUUGAAAAUUUUAACUGAUAUUUUCACUUCGGAGAAAUUUCAUUGCUGUAAUGACGAUAUUUUUUAGAGACUUCUAUAUUACAUGUUAAAUGAUUAAAGAGAAUUCUAAUGAACACAUGUGCUAACUCCAUUCAGACGUCAGGACAUUCCAAUUAAUUGUUUUGUCUGAAGAAUUUUAAUCAUGAAAUUAGAGAUAAUAAAAUAUAGAUGAUGUUGAAAAA